UCCAACUCUCUCACAAUCCAUAAACUGCAAAACCAAAAAGCAGCAAGCAAAACACUCCCACCAACCGCUCUAAUCUAAUCUAAUAUUCAACACAAAGAUGAAGUUCUUCCGCUCCUCGACUUCUGACUCUGUCAGCUCCACCGCCUCUUGCAAGUCCAUCUCUUCUUCCAGUAGUAGCCGAAGCAGCAAGAAGCCUCUCCGUUCCCGCGGCGAAUUCAUUGCGGAUUCCAUGAAGCACAUGAGCAGCCAUGAUGUGAUUGAAAUGCUCGAGAUGUACGGCAGCACCGAUGGCAACAUGGCCAUGGAUUGUCUCCAGAGCCUCAAGGUCUCACCACCUGUCACCUCCAAGAAGCACCGAAGCAAGAGCAAGCGAUCGUCCAGCAGCCGUGGAUCAACCUCCUCUUCCUCUUCUUCUGGCGUGUGAGCAUGACAGCAAAGAACACCAGGGCUAUCUUUCCUCCACAUUUUCAAUACUCCUACAUCGUAGACAUCUUAAGCCUUUCCUAAACUCUGCAU
Molecule: messenger RNA, 516 nt
Organism: Seminavis robusta
Lineage: Eukaryota; Bacillariophyta; Bacillariophyceae; Naviculales; Naviculaceae
Source: the annotation of a GenBank genome assembly